AUGGACGACACCCGAAGCGGCCAGACGUCGUAUUACAAGCGGGCCCGUCUCGACGACGGUCUCGGAACUCAUCUUCAAACAUCUGCUGAAGCCCAAGACGAGUUGCUUCGUAUGAUCGAGGAGGGUAUCGGGCCGAUGCCUUCGCUACUGUUUGAACUGCCGGAUGCCGGCCUACCUCCCUUGCACCCACAAAUCCCGGAUGCACCCGCGCCGCCCGUCCUAGGCAACGACACGGCGACAGACGUGGAGGCAGCGCCUCACCCGCCGCCACUGUCCGAUGCGUACCUUCGUGGUACCUUCACCGAUGCAUACAGCCCCUACUACUCCAUCGCGCCAGAUGGCCCGAGUGGCUUGCCGUCCCUUCCGUUAGAACUCGACACCUCUGCCAUAGGCGCGUUCUCUCCUGCGGCCGCUCCCCUUCCACUUGGCAUGUCAGAGCAUCAGCCGAGUUUGUACCGCGAGCAUCCGGGGCUUGCAGAUAACGCGCCGUACGCUCUGGAUCCUCUCGCCUGGAUGCCGCCCUCUGUUUGUCUUGACAGCAGUGCCACCGGUUUCGAGUUUGACGAUAUCAUCGACUACUCUGGAACCGCAGGGUCGCACGCAAGCCGAGAGAUGCCACAAGACGCGGCUGCCGAGACCGCAGAAGAUGCCAUGGCGGAGGCGCCUCAAACGCUACCAGUCGACGUCUUACCAGGCGGAUACGUCGGUAUGCAGGAUCCUGCUGAACAGGGAUCGGAUCAAGAUGAUUCUCCUGGCUUUGCGCGAAAACUACUAGAUCUAGCUCGAGACGUUGUCCACGGCAUAUGCGAGCGGUUGCUUGCGGAUACGCAUGACGCUGCCCCUGUGGGCACGAGCAGAACCAGUCCUCCCACUGGUCUGAACGAGGGCUCCCUGCCGCCACUCAUGGCGACGACGGCCCCGGCGACGGCGUCGGCCCCGACGACGGUUACAAGUACCAUCACGACCACGAUUACGGUUACGAUCGUCACCGAUAUCGGCGCUGCUGACGCCAUAGGAAGUGGUCCCACGGCCACGACGACGACGACUACCGUCACGACUGCGACGACAGUCACUACCUCGGACAUGGCUGAUGUCGCGCAAGAUGGUAUGAGGAUCGCAACCUAG
Fomitopsis serialis is the source of this 1125-nucleotide messenger RNA. RefSeq lists its product as uncharacterized. The transcript has 4 exons. The coding region runs from base 1 to 1125 and encodes 374 amino acids. The record is from RefSeq and is a predicted model, not a curated record. NCBI's taxonomy places the organism in Eukaryota, Fungi, Basidiomycota, Agaricomycetes, Polyporales, Fomitopsidaceae.